Penicillium arizonense is the source of this 1059-nucleotide messenger RNA. RefSeq lists its product as uncharacterized. The record is from RefSeq and is a predicted model, not a curated record. Gene Ontology annotation, biological process: DNA transposition; DNA integration. Gene Ontology annotation, molecular function: DNA binding. NCBI's taxonomy places the organism in Eukaryota, Fungi, Ascomycota, Eurotiomycetes, Eurotiales, Aspergillaceae. Bases 1 to 1059 code for a protein of 352 amino acids. The transcript has a single exon.
AUGGCACGCUCCAAAGAACUUACACCUGCUAUACGUGAGCGUAUAUGCGAGCUCCAUGCUAUUGGAUGGGGCUAUAAACGUAUCCAUGGCCGCUACCCUUACAUUCCGCUUUCUACAAUCCGGUAUACUGUUACAAAGGAGAAAGAACGACGUGACGGUGUAUCGAAGCCUCGAUCUGGGCGGCCAAAAAAACUUACUGAAGCCGACAAAGACCGCCUUCUUACCGCUAUACACGGAGAUCCUAAGACUACAGCCCAGGAUCUUCUUACCGAGGUCGAUCAUAAGGUUAAAUACCGCUCAAUUCAACGUCUUUUGAACGCGGAGAAUAUGCGGAAGUGGCGAUGUAGCUGGCGGCCUUAUCUUAAGGAGGAGCACGCAUUGAAACGCCUCGAUUGGGCUUUCCGAUAUCGACACUUUACACCCGAGGAUUGGGCUCGAGUCUUUUGGUCCGAUGAAUGUACAGUUGAGCGAGGCAUUGGCGUACGCCGUGAAUGGACUUUUGUACGUCCUUGUGAUCAACCAAGAAAGGGUCAAUGUCAAGGGUUACCUUCCCGAGGAAAGCAAGUUAAGCAGAUGUUUUGGGCUGCAUUUUGUGGUGCAGCUAGGCGUACGGGGCUUAUCCCACUCUUCGGUAAUCCUGAAGCAGAGCGUCGUGGUGUUACUAGCCUUGUGAUUGAAGAAUUAUACCGUCAAAUUUUGCCUACCUUGAUAUCGAAUCAAGAUGGUAUCUUUCAGUAUGAUAAUGCUCCAACACAUACCGCGUCUGUCGUCCAAAGGGCCUUGGCUGAUAUGGAUAUUGAGGUAAUGGAAUGGCCUCCUUAUUCACCUGAUUUGAACCCAAUUGAGAAUCUCUGGGCGUUGCUGAAAGCGAAGAUAUAUGAGCUUCGUCCAGAUCUACUACAUAUGCCAAAUAACGAUGAGACGAAGGAUAUUUUAGUAGCUACUGCUCAGCAGGCAUGGAACGAAUUGGAAAUAAGGCAUUUCGAGCAUCUAUCAGAGACAAUGCCGCAUCGUGUCGAGGCUAUAAUUGAGAGCCAGGGCUGGUAUACACCUUACUAG